Messenger RNA from Trametes versicolor FP-101664 SS1, 866 nucleotides. RefSeq lists its product as uncharacterized. The annotation marks the transcript as partial. NCBI's taxonomy places the organism in Eukaryota, Fungi, Basidiomycota, Agaricomycetes, Polyporales, Polyporaceae. The transcript has a single exon. The record is from RefSeq and is a predicted model, not a curated record.
CAGAGUCCUUCGGUGCUAUUUGGCUAUGGCUCUCCGCCGCUGCGAGGCGAUGAGCAUUAUGCUGCUCAUCCUUCCCGUCUUCGCUCGGCGUCUCAAACACAGUCAGGUUCUCCACCUUCUGUAGUUUCCCGCACGUCUUCGGCCACAGCGCUUCCCAACUUGCUCAACGCAGAGCCACCGAGGUCACCGGCAGUCACUUUUGGGUCACAUGGAAGCCCCGGUGGACUUGGAGCAUUGGAGGCGUUGGUCCAGGCGGCGACGGAGGAAAGGCGUCGGCUGAGUGGUGAGCUUCCAACUCCUAUGGAACGGAAAGAAUCUGCACGGAGGGCAUCCAUCAGUCCCGUUCUCAACCGCAAUCCGCCCCCGCUUCCUACGGUCUCGCACUCUCCUGUGCUGCAGAAGAGCCCGCCGUUGCCCUCGCCUCGCCUCGACACACGCGUCAGUUCGCUGGCCUUCAUCUCCCUAAGCCAGACGCCCUCUCAAGACAGUGAACCCCCGACCAAGAGACGCAGACGGACAGGCAGUUUCAACACUAGCCUCUCCGCCUUGGCAGGUCCUGCACCUGUCCUCCCCGCGGACCAUCCCCCGUCUACAUCUACGUCUCCCAUCGCGCCUGUCUCUCCAGUCGUCAAAGACAUAAUCCGUCCGUCUUCACCUGCCUAUACGUCGCCGUUAGUCCCCGCAUCCGCUCUCGCAGCCGCCCCUGAAGUCCGGUCUCCCACACCUCUACCCCACAUCCCUCUCCCUCCCUCGCCGCCGCCUGAUCUCGAUCCAGUAAAUUCAAUCGCUGUUGCCGCCUCGCCUAGAGCUGAACAUCCUCCUACGCCCCCUGCUAUCCCUGUCGUCCCUGCUACUCCUGCUGUCCU